UCGUGCGAAGCGACAUCUUCACGGAGUGAAUGAGGAGUAGCCCAGUAGUAGCAAAGCAGCUUGGGUUUUUUGGUAUACCAGUCCCCAUGGUGUUACCAGAUAUUUAUGCAUAUCUCAAAUGCACCUGAGAUCUCUCUUUUUGGACGUUCCAGGGGAGGGUCGUUCAGUGUAACCAGGAGCGUAGGACAUGAGCCUGGAGAUAGACGAGCGCUGCGAUUCUUUUGCUCAAGCAACUUGGGUGCAGUUUUUGUGCAACCAGCGCCGAGGCGAGCUGCCCUGAGACUUUUGAGCACGGCCAUGAAGCUUCUUUGCUCCUUCAUCGCUUUUGCAGUAGCAGCCGCUGAGCCUACCCUGGAAGCUCUGGAGGUAGAUGACGCAUGCGCAGCCAAUGGUGAUUGCAGCCUCGAAUUGAACCAGCUCCGUGGAAUGAAAGUGAACUAUCACGAUGUUUUGAUGGCUGAGGAGGAGGAGGAUGACGAAGUGAUGGAUGAGGAGGGUGGAGUUGGCGGAGCAUGCACCAACCCAAAGGAUAUGGGAAUUUGGAAAGGCGGAGGAAGAAUGAGCUUCGAUGGUGCUUUGAACCAGUGCGGUCGCUCUUGCGCUGCCGGUUUCCCUUGCACUCAGGGCUGCAUGCAACAGAAGGGAUACUCACAGGGAUGCGCUGCUUGCAUGGCUCAUUUGGUGGAAUGCUCCCGUGACAAGUGCAUGAACCAGUGCAUCAGCAAUGACAAGAGCGCUGCCUGCACUGGCUGCGUGAAGAAAGGCUGCCGUCCCAGUAUGAAGAAGUGCAGUGGCCUGAACGCCGGGGGCAAAUAGGCAGAAUUGCGAGCGCAACAUCAUCGUUCAUGGCCCAAUGUGGUCCUGAGCCAGACUUUCAAGAGAUUUCAAAAGCAUAUCAGGAGUUUUGUGGAUGUGCACGUAUACCUUGUAUACAGAAUUUCCCAGCAUGUCCAGAUCUGUCUGCUUACUAUAUAAUUUGAUGAGCAAAAA
Messenger RNA from Durusdinium trenchii, 990 nucleotides. NCBI's taxonomy places the organism in Eukaryota, Dinophyceae, Suessiales, Symbiodiniaceae. The record is from the annotation of a GenBank genome assembly.